Molecule: messenger RNA, 585 nt
Organism: Scheffersomyces stipitis CBS 6054
Lineage: Eukaryota; Fungi; Ascomycota; Pichiomycetes; Serinales; Debaryomycetaceae
Exons: 1
Coding region: 1-585 (194 amino acids)
Source: RefSeq, a predicted model, not a curated record
AUGGCCGAUAUCAGCAUUGAUGCCGAGUCGAUAGAAACACAAGACUUGCGCAGAAAUGAAAGGUUUCAUAUGUAUCCCAGUGAAAGGUUGGAGGCAUUCACAUUGACUGCUGGUAUCAUUGGAGGGUUUGCUGGGUUCUUCGAUGGGGUCAAGCGGGCUUCCUUAAGAUAUCUUACAGAAAACAGUCAUAGAAUGCCCAAGACAGUAGGAGGCUGGUACUUCUAUCACAAGAAGAAGAAUUACGUAAUGAUCAUAGACGGCUGUGCUACUGGGUUCAAGCAGGGUUGUAAGUAUUCUGCUGCGGUAGGAGGGUUCUUCGGUAUGGAAUGGGUGAUAGACACUUAUGUAAGAUCGCAAAUAGACUUCUUCAACACCGUGGCAGCUGCUACUGUCUAUUCGGCUCUCUAUGGGAUGUACCAGAGCUUAAGUGCGGUUCAGACUAGAAAGUAUAUCCUAAAGGGAUCUGCGUUGGGCUUGGGUUUGGGUUUGGCUCAAGAUUCGCUUCGUUAUGUUAGAGGAGCAGACGUCUGGUAUUUGAAGAAAUUUGGAAUCAGAAAUCCAAAUGGACCCCAAGCCUUGGCAUAA